Messenger RNA from Hansenula ciferrii, 1995 nucleotides. RefSeq names its product Utp5p (gene UTP5). The transcript has a single exon. The record is from RefSeq and is a predicted model, not a curated record. Gene Ontology annotation, cellular component: nucleolus. Bases 1 to 1995 code for a protein of 664 amino acids. NCBI's taxonomy places the organism in Eukaryota, Fungi, Ascomycota, Saccharomycetes, Phaffomycetales, Wickerhamomycetaceae. Gene Ontology annotation, molecular function: protein binding. Gene Ontology annotation, biological process: maturation of SSU-rRNA from tricistronic rRNA transcript (SSU-rRNA, 5.8S rRNA, LSU-rRNA).
AUGGGUUCCGUGUUAGCUGCUUCAGAGUUCGAUCCAAAUGGGAACUACUACGUUUCUGCUGUUACUGCAUUAGAUACUCACAAGAUUAGAGUUCAAUCAACAAAUUCAAGUUCCACUUUAGCCAAUGCAUUUUCAUUAGACAAAGGUCAUAAAUUAACUAGUGUUUCUUGGGGGAACUAUGCCACUGCUGGUUCAUCAGCUGGUGCUAAACGUAAAAAAAGAAGACAAUCAAAUUCUUUUAGUAUAGAGAAUCAAUUUUUAGCUGUGGGUUUAAAUAAAGGUUCUAUUUUGAUAUAUUCUCCUUUAACUAAUGAAGUGAUAUCGAAAUUAGAAAAUCCAAAUGCUUCAGCUAUUAACGAUUUCCAUUAUUCUUCAAUCACACAAUCAGGUUGGUCUGUUGAUUUAGGUCAAGAUAUUGUGGAAUGGGAUUUAAUUACAUAUAAACCAAAAAGACAUUUCCAAUUCCAAGAUCAAAUUAAUCUUAUUAGAGUUAUAGAAUACCAAGGUAAACCACAUUUAUUAUUAGCUUCACAUACUAUUCAAUUAUUAGAUUUAGAAACCAAGGAAAUUAUUAAGACAUACCCUGGUCAUAUUUCACCAAUUCAUACUUUAUUAACCAAUAAUUCAGAUUUUUUCAUCACUGCAGCUGAAGGUGAUAGAUAUAUCAAUAUUUAUCCAUUAGAUGGUACACCAACCGUGUUAGUUACACAAAGUAGUAUAAUUUCAGUAUCAUAUGGUAAUAAUACUGUGAGUGCAGUAACUGAAGAUGGUAUAGUGGAAGUUUUCAAUAAUCCAUUAACACAAGAUCAACCUGUGAAAAACAAGAGAAGAGGUCAACAAUCAAAACAAUCAAAUGGUAAAAUUGAAUUGAAAAGAUCUACAACAGAUCAACAAUUAAAAAUUGAACAUUGUUAUAUAAAUGAAAAUUCCAUAAUUAUAACAUGGUUAGAAGAUGCAAAUAUUCCAUAUUUUGAAACUAUCCCAUUACAAGAUAUAAAUGAAUUGAAAACAAUCAAAAAGGAUAAACCAGCUAUACAGGCCAAGGAUCAUACUUUAUUUGGUCAAGAUAUUGCUACUGCAAAGCAAUAUAAUGAAGCUAAUGCCAUUGUUACCACUGGUGAUAAUUUAAGAUUUUUAAACAAUAAAGAAACUCAAGAUCAAGAUCUUCCAGAAGAUGAUCAAGAAGAAGAUGGUCCAACAUUAGCUGAAAAAUUGGAAUCUUUAAAAGUUCAACAACCAAUUAAAAAGAAACAAGGUAGAGCUACUGCAGGUUCAUUAACUGUUGUUUUAACUCAAGCAUUAAAAGCAAAUGAUCAUGCUCUAUUAGAAACUGUUUUAGCAAAUAAAGAUGAAACUGUUUUGAAAAAUACUGUUCAAAGAUUAGAUACAACCCUGGCUGUUAUUUUAUUAGAAAGAUUAGCUGAACGUAUUGCAAGACAAACACAUCGUCAAGGUCAAUUAAAUAUUUGGGUUAAAUGGGUUAUGGCAAUUCAUGGAGGUUAUUUAAUUAAUAUUCCAAAUUUAACAAAAUCUUUAAGUUCAUUACAUUCAACUUUAAUUAAAAGAUCUUCAACAUUACCAAGAUUAUUAGAAUUACAAGGUAGAUUAGAUGUUUUAUAUUCACAACAAGAAUUAAAACAAUUAACUCAAGAUCAAAUUGAUGAUGAAUUCCAUGAUGAUGAUGAUGAAUCAGAUGUUGAAUAUGUUGAAGAAUUAGAAGAUGCUGGAUUAAUUGAUGAUGGUGAACAAGAUUUUUAUGAACAAGAUGAAGAUGGAUUCAUGAGUAUUGAUGAAUCAUCAGAUGAUGAAGAUGAAGAUGAAGAUGAACCAAAAGCUGAUAAAUUAAGUGAUGGUGAAUUAGAUGAUGAAGAAGGUUUUAGUGAUGUUGAAGUUAAUGGAGUUCAAAUUGAGAGUGAAAGUGAAAGUGAAGAUGAACAAAGUCAAUUAAAGGCAAGAAUUGCUAAAUUAAGAGCUAAACAACAAAAACGUAAAUAA